Messenger RNA from Rhopilema esculentum, 5877 nucleotides. Lineage: Eukaryota; Metazoa; Cnidaria; Scyphozoa; Rhizostomeae; Rhizostomatidae. The record is from RefSeq and is a predicted model, not a curated record.
GUAAACAAAGUAUAUGAUGCAAUCUCAUUUACAAGGUAAACAAAGUAUGUGAUGCAAUCUCACUUGCAAGGUAAACAAAGUAUAUAAUGCAAUCUCAUUCACAAGGUAUCUUGCAAGGUAUAUGAUGCAAUCUCAUUUGCAAGGUAAACAAAGUAUAUGAUGCAAUCUUAUGUCCAAGGUAAACAAAGUAUAUGAUGCAAUCUCAUUCACAAGGUAUGUUGCAAAGUAUAUGAUGCAAUCUUAUGUCCAAGGUAAACAAAGUAUAUGAUGCAAUCUUAUUCACAAGGUAUGUUGCAAAGUAUAUGAUGCAAUCUCAUUUACAAGGUAUGUUGCAAAGUAUAUGAUGCAAUCUUAUUUGCAAGGUAAACAAAGUAUAUAAUGCAAUCUCAUUUACAAGGUAAACAAAGUAUGUGAUGCAAUCUCACUUGCAAGGUAAACAAAGUAUAUAAUGCAAUCUCAUUUACAAGGUAAACAAAGUAUGUGAUGCAAUUUUAUGUAAUACAGCACAACUUGUAAACAAAGCGUCUCUUAUCAUGUAGUGUGUACCCAGGAAGCAGCAGCAAAAAACUGUUUAAGCAUUCUUUAUAUAUGUAUACGAUCCACCUUUUGUUUGAUUCAAGUUGUCGCUUUUACUUAGGCAUACCUUUUAAAUAUUCUGCUUUAAACGUUGUGAAAUUCUAAGGGAACUUUCUCCACAAACAAGCUUAAAAUCGUUGUUUUUACCCCGGCCAAAGUUCCAAACUACAGGAAUUGAUCUCCUUUGAUGCCCCCUUGCGUCAACUUCUCAUAGAGGUAACUUGAAAAUUCUAGAACCAGAUGCCCUUGCCUUUCCUUGCGGGCUAUAACUUUCAUUCAAGAACAAAUAAAGCAAUUCACGAAAAAGUCUCGUAAGUCAAAUACUGGCAAUAGUUAAUGAUAAUUAAAGGGUUUAUGAGAUGAGUGAAUAUAAUUGGAAUACUUUAAAACCUAUUUGAUAUUUUAAAAAGACUCGACCUUCUUACUCGGGAAAGACAAUGCAAAAAGCUUGUUUGGCAAGAAUUGCUUCCACAGAAUAAAAUUUCAUAGAUAUUAGUCGUGAUGGAGUGCUUUCAGGCAAUCGAGAGCGGGUUGGAUUGUUGGUUCAACGGGCAAAAUCUCUAGCUGGAAAAAAGUACUAAAUUUUGUUUUUCUUGGCAGAGAAUUGAAAAGAAAGUCUCUUUCUUACAGAUUCAUCCGGGGUACAAGUUGUACCUAAAGGCAUCAGAGCCUCUUAAGGAUUAAGUGAUGCAAAAAAUACAAGAAGUUUUGAUAAAUUUGACGAAAAGAAGCUUAAGAUAACAAGGCUGUACCAUGAGUGUACAGUUUACAAUUGAUUACAAUUUAUGAUUGCAAACAUAAACUUGACAGCUGAACAUGUAAAUAUAGGCAAUUGUAAACUGCACAAAGGGCAAGGCUUGCUGAUUAAAAUACAUUUAAAAAUUUUAGGUCUCUUUAUUCAACUUUUUUCUAUUUUUAUCUAUGUUUAGAAGAGUUACUAAACAACUUAAUUAUUUAGAAUCAAAACUAAUUCAAGUUUGGUGGUUAAAAUUUUUUUGUUAUUAAAAAAAUAUUUUUUUCACAAGAAAAGUCUUGCAUAAUGCAUAAGAUGUGAAGAGUACAGCCUACUUCUGCUCUGCUAUGAAAGGCACAGCUUCUAUUGCAAAAUUUGGCCUUACCAAAAAUAAAUUGUUCGCAAACUCUUGAUUUGGUAGACUUGUUAGGUGUAAUUCCCUUUUAACUGUGCUACACGGCAGAUUAUUUUCACAAGAUGACAAUGGCCUUCUUUAUAGAGUGUUUUUUAUUACUUUUCUGUUUAAAAAAAGUCCAAACAAUUGCUCUUAAGUAGCAAUACCACCUGUUCGAGGAAACCUUAAUUAAAGGAGUAAAAAAAUAACGUCCAAUCUUUGGUGAAAUUGUGAAAUACGAAUCAAAGAUAAACGCAACUUAAGGGCGCAAUUAAAAUUAUUUCAGGAAAAGAAUACUCGAAUUAGUUAAUUUAAUGAUCAAUAAUAUAACAUUUUGCUCUACAAAUAAAAGUUGAGAGCUUUUCACUACGACGGCUGAACGUGAAAGAAUUUAUGCUGCUGUCAGAAGGUGAGCGGGAAUCAAAGAACUAAAUCAUUGUAAUUGUAAUUGUAGAGGGACGUACUUUUCGUUUUGAUUAUUAUUGCUAGGGUUUUCUAUUUUUCUUUUUAUUACCUUUGAAUUUUCGUCUCUCAAAUUUACUAAAAAUUGUAUCCGAUUAUUCAAAAUCAGCUUUAUUUAUAUUCAAGAGCUAGUCAAAUAAUCAUUUGCAAACUUUGGACAGAUAUUCUCAAGCUUAUUGGGAUUUCCUAUUUUGAUUAUUUUGGUAGGAUGUUGCACGCUUUUCCACUUAUAAAGGAUAUUGUCUUUCGCCCAUCAUUAAAGUUUUUCCUAGGCAAUCAUUGGCCCGUAUCCGCAUCUCGAAGAUUCUCUGUGCUGAUGUCUCUAUUUUAACACAGAAACCUUGAAUCUUUUAUAAAAAAUGUUCUAUGGUCUUUUUUAAAAAAAAAACAAGUAAAUUGUAGUUUAGGCAGUAAAUUGUCUCUACCUAGCAUCUGAAAGUAGUGCGGCUAUGUGAGUGCAGCUAAAUGGGCCUAAAUGGGCACAACCAUAUAUUCAAUAGAGUCUUCAGAAUGUUGCGAAGAAGCUGAGUUUCAGCGUAUUUACACCUAUUACCUUUUACCACCACCCUUUUAGAUAUGCUUCUUCCUGGUGAAAUUUUGACCUAUUUAAAUACCGAGAUACUUAAAAUUAACUCAAUUUUAUUUAUUCGACAGCAAGAAUCACAAGUUAAAGAUUAAGUACAUACCGUAAAUUUUCUUUUUAGCCCCCUCUCUCAAUUAAGCCCCCCUCUCUUAUUAGCCCCCCUUUUCAGAAAGAAAAAUUUAAUCAGCCUCCUCCUAAAGAUUUAAUGUGCAUUAAGCACGGGCCAUCUGAGUGCCUUUUACCAAAAUUACAGGCCGUUGGUACUCCGAGGGAUGAAGUCGAACUUCUCGAAUGCUCGUUUUCUGAAGGCAACAUGGCCCAAGAAGAUAUUUUAGAAUUAAUAAUUGAUGAAGAUGACGACGACGAUUAAAUUUAAAGUGCGAGUUAGUGCAUUUCUCACUUUUUGCGGAUAAUUUUGCUAUCAGAAUCGUUCUUAACAGUGAAAUUUGAUAUGAGUGUAGGGUCAGUACUGCAGUCUCCCACACACUAAGCAAUGCAAAAUCCCGGUCAGUAACAUGCAUAAAUUUCGCUUAUAUCGACAUUCAGGCCCUGGACGGUUUACGGGAAGGUAGGGGGGGGGGGUCGAAACGAAAACGUCAAAACGAGGAAAAACCGAUAUGUUUGCGGCCCCUAAGAGCCCUGCUUAUUUAAGGAUUCUUAAUUAACUGAAACAAAGAUGCAAGCUGAUACAUGAUAUUGUAAAGAACUUCUAAAGAUUUUUGCUCUGAUUGAAAGUUUCAAAUCUUUUCCAUUUUGUUUGGUGACAAUCAACAUAACACAAGUCUUGGGUGCAUUAAGCAAGCGAUUCUUGAGCAAUGCCUGAACUUCUUUUGAGUCAAUGUUUAUUGUCUUUUGCAAAUGCUUAGAAUUGCUAAAGAUGUGUCAAGUACAGGCUUGUAUCGUCAGCACAACAACAGAAACCCUUAAGAUCUUUCCUUUGUAUGAAUGGCCAUUGUAUUGCAUUAGUAAGUGCAUAAAUAUAAAAAGGAGUGGACUGAGACAAGAGCCCUGUGAAGCCACAUCCUGAUAUUUUAUUUAACUAGAGUACUCUUCACAGACUCUUCAAUGUCUUACUUGUAUAGUCAGUAUAGUGAGGUAUUUUUCAUCGACACUGGAAGUGUGCUUGGUGAUACUACGUAGAACUAAAAUUACCGCUCCGCAUCAGAAACGGGGGCGCAGAAGUAAUUAAAUUAAUGUUUCAUAGUGAUAAAUGUUUCUAGUAGCCAAAUAUUUGACUUUAUCUGACAAUUUUUAUGGUCUAGUGGACAAUGUUUUACAAACUCCUAGCCACUGGAAUCAUUAUCACAAGCACCUGGAUGAUUUUUUUGAAAACUUUGCUGAAUUUUGUGUGGGAACGAAGCAAAAAAUAUGUUCAUAAGCAGUUGUUGUACCUGUUAUGCUAUUAAAUCUGCCAAUUUUCUAGUUAGUCAUAAAAACUGCGGAAAAUCACUUCAAAAGAAAGAGGCAAUUUAAAAUGACUAAUGUAACUUAGCAAAUCUUGCUUAUUUGCUAUAUGAUUUAAUUGUUUAUACGACUUUAGGAGCAUUUUUAUUGAUUAAAGAUUCUUUCCGGCCAAUGCCAGCUGCUUCUCCUAAAAAUAGACAUACAACCUAUAUGUAUAACUAUUAUGUGCAUACAUCAGUAUAGCUUCUAUCUUUCGUCGAUAUUUGCUGCACGAGAACAACUUUGUCUGGUAGUGCUUGUUUCUCCUACUGUAGCUCAUAUCCAAGCUUUACAAUAACCGAGCCUUUGUCCUGCACUUUGUCCUGCACUUGCUUUCCUUAAUUGCACAUAAUUUAAUUGGUUAUCAUUUUACACGUUAUCAGUUGGACAUCAAAGAAGCCAGCGUACGAAGGGCUCCCUGAGGUGCUCCCAAUCAAAUUAUCAGAAAGCUGCUUUCCAUCUAUCUAUCACCACAUGUAUUCAUACAAACGAAGAUUCGCCAUCAUCGCGCCAAUAGCAUUGGUUUGCUUUAUAACAUUUUCAACGAUGCAUUGUCACAUUUUGAGGCUCAACUGUAAAAAGUUUGCAAACUUUUCUGUAAAAGUUGAGGGUAAACUAUUAAAAGGCUACAUGAUUGUACAGCUCAAAGGCCUGGACCUUCACCAAUGCUUUGGACACUGUCUUCACAAUUCCUUGUGCAAAUCUAUAAACUUUAAUGCAGAUGAUAGUGGGGUGUGCCAGCUUAACCAUAUCACAAACAUGGAUGUAGUCCUCUCUUUUAAAGACAGUUGGACUUUCUACACGACAAGCCAUUCGAACAAUUUGGUUGGACAGAACUGCUUGGCCAAGGAUCCUUGCAGCCAGAAUCAAAUUUGCAUGGACAUUUGUAGCUGCCCAGGGUACCAGUGCAUCGAUUGCGAUUCGAACACUUUUGGGCUGACGUGUUGCAGAAAAAAAAUUACAGGAGAAUCAGGUUCAAUCAAGAGUCCAAAUUAUCCAGAAAUUUACACACCCAAUGCAGAGUGCUAUUGGACAAUCAGCGUUAAACCUGGUAAAAGAAUCGAAGUCUCUUUCAAGGGUUUGGAAAUGGAGGAAAGUACCUCCUGCAAACUCGACUUUGUCAGGAUCAAAGACGGUCCUGCAAAUUCAACAUCGUGGCUUACAGAUAGAUUAUGUGUCUAUGAUGACGAAUUAAAAUCAAUAAAAUCUACUGGAUCAAUAAUUCACGUCAUAUUUGAAUCUGAUUUCUCAAUCCAGAAGAAAGGAUUCAAAUUAGAUUGGAAAGAAGACUGAUGCAAAGAUUUGAUCCCCCGUCCAAAAAGAAAGGUGAUCAGUUAAUUAUGAUAACUUUGAUCGUAGAUGAUUUAAUGGCUUGGGACAGAUCAUUCUUCCAACCACGUUGAUUUACAAAAUACAGCAAGUACACUUUCUUAUGCUCUUUCUAAAGAGAAGGCCUAGUUUGAGAUGCAUUUGCAAGGUGCUUAUACAAGAAUAGCACAUCUGGUUGGUUUAGGCAAAGAACUGCAUCAAAACCAAUGCACAAUAAUGAAACCUUAGUUGGAAAACGUAAUAAGCACACAAAUGUCAUUGCUUCUUGCUGAUCUUUUAAUUCUAUUAUAUAAAGUUUGCGAUAGUAUAUUAACGCAUUGUACUGAAUAGUUUAUAAAAGCAGUUGUGCAUUAGUAA